Molecule: messenger RNA, 2255 nt
Organism: Heterotrigona itama
Lineage: Eukaryota; Metazoa; Arthropoda; Insecta; Hymenoptera; Apidae
Source: the annotation of a GenBank genome assembly
ACGACGAACCAGUGUGGUCACGUAAGCCCACCAUACCGCAUGGUGGAUACAUGUUUCCUUUAACUCGACAUCGUAUAAAAUGCUAUAAUUGUGUAUUGUUGUUAUUUUCCAAGGGGUACAACGAUCUUGCGGAGCAGCCACAUCCAGGCUUGGAAAUACGAGUAUUAGUACAUCCCUGGUUGCUGAAAUAUUGAGACAUAAUUGAAUUAUAAUCUGCACAAUUCAAAGAAAGAAAAAAAAUUGGAGCUUUUAAUAUUUGCUCCUCAAUAUUAACUCGCUGUUAAAAAUGAAGUGGUCACCCGGGGCUCUAUUUUGUGAACAAGUUGGUGAACUCACUCGAGUUUUCUCACAAUGGAAUGAAUGUGAGCAGACUGUGGUUUUAUAUGCACUACUUCGUCGCAUUCCUGCAGUUCAAGCAAGAUUUCUCGCACAAGCAGUGCAGCAUUCCUUGCACUCUGUUUCUGAAUUGGACUCACAGGAAUUAAAUGCCAAUAAUCCAUCAUUUAUUAACUCAUUGCUCUCAGAAUCAACAGAAGUUGCUAUAAAUCAACUUCUAACACAUUUGCCAUUGUUAAAGCCUGGGAACAUAGAGUGCAAACAAUGCUACUUAGUGGCGAUACCAGAAUUAGUAAGCCACUGUGUAACUACAGGGCAAUACACCGAACAAACUCAACAACUCUUAACUAUAACUAGUCAAGAUAGACGUUCUUUGACUCAGUGGCUUCGACAUCUUGAAGAACGUAUCAGUGGUACACCACCAAUACACAGUCUUGAGGAGUAUACUAAUACUACUAUUAGGUGGGAUAAUACAUGGCAGCGAAAUUCUAAACAGCAAAGUGAACAGACAACUUUGUUUGGUACACAACCAGGUACUGCCUUCAAUUUGCAAUUUCCUCCACCUGUGACUCGUCAACGGCGAUCAAACAGUUUAACACCACCCGUUGCUCCGCCUCAUCAUUUAGAAGUUGUUGACCGCACUAACAACGUAAAUUGCACAACUAAACAUAAGCCACGAAGCUUUAGCGUAUCUGGUGAUCAUACAAGCAAUCUUAUUGGAUUAGGCCCAUUGAGCCCUCAAAGUUCUUGCGCAAGUAGCGGCAGCGAAGGCCGUUUAGAUGAAACGUCUAAUCGGUCGCUUGCUAGUGGUAUGAGAGAUGUUCCGUCAUGGCUUAAAACUUUACGUCUUCACAAAUAUAGUUAUCUAUUUGUCACUCUCAGUUACGAAGAAAUGCUUCAAUUGACUGAGGAACAAUUAGCAGAACAGGGUGUGACAAAAGGAGCCAGACAUAAACUAGCCCUUUCUAUUGCAAAAUUACAGCAACGUUAUACCACACUUUUAAACUUAGAGAAAGACUUGUUACAACCAACCCGCGAUAAUACACAAUCGGCUUCGUUUUUACAAGGACCAACAGUACUGGUCAAUACAAUUGACGAAUUGAAAACAAUUUUAGCUACUCCUAUGAAACCUAGCCAAGAGAAUGAUCCUCAAGACAUACCUGCACAAUUCACUAAAGUUCUUGGCAAAUUGUGUAGUCGAUUGGCACUGGAUAGCGUGGACGACGGUAUUUUGUGCGCUUGUAUUAACAUAUUGGAGAAAGUAUUGCAGCAUGAUUGUUUUACUCCAAAUCAAAAGGAGAAGGUACAACAAUGGCGCAGUAGACUUGGAAAUCCACGACCAACUCCAAAAUGGCAACACAAUUACGGCUACAAUAACAGAAGGUACUGUAACCCGCAGCAGCACAAUAGAAAACCAAGUUUAAACUUAGGACACAUUCAUAAUACACAUUCGCAAAACAAUUCUUUUGUGGUUAGCACUCAUAGAAACAGUAUAUCUACACCAUACUUACAAAAUAAUCAGAACCAAAGCGUAAAUCAGAAUACUUUGCGUCCAAUUCAUACGACCAAAAAACGACCUAGCUUACAAGAAUCUAGUUUACAGCAAUUGCAAAGAACGUUACAGCGUACAUACAGUGCGCCGAGGGAUCAUUUUCUUAGCCCUGGUAGCAACAAUGCGCCCGAGACAACGGAGCCAGAAAUCAACUCUCGCCUCGAAUCUCUUUGUUUAAGAAUGACGGAACAAGCAAUUGGUGGUUUCGGCGAGGCCUAAUAAAUUCUCCGUUUUAUUCUUUGACUGGAUCUACGCAGUAAGUCCUGUUAAGAAACAGAAAAAAAAAGAAAAAAAAAAUUAUAAAACGAUAUACGUGUUCGAGCUCCGUUCUUUCAAAUUCGAAGGCAAGACUGAUGUCCGUAUAUCU